Messenger RNA from Syzygium oleosum, 1169 nucleotides. Its product is annotated as zingipain-2-like. Bases 1 to 1065 code for a protein of 354 amino acids. Gene Ontology annotation, cellular component: lysosome. Gene Ontology annotation, molecular function: cysteine-type endopeptidase activity. The transcript is spliced from 2 exons. The record is from RefSeq and is a predicted model, not a curated record. NCBI's taxonomy places the organism in Eukaryota, Viridiplantae, Streptophyta, Magnoliopsida, Myrtales, Myrtaceae.
AUGCAUUGCCACAAUACAAUCAACUUCAUGGCUUUCACUAAGAAACCCCAACUGAUUCUCUUGCUUGUCUCUUUCAUUUUAGGGCUUUGGGCUUCGCGAGCCGAUGGCAGAUCUCUCCAUCCAGCGUCCCCUUUGUUGUCAAGGCACGAGCAAUGGAUGGCUCAGCAUGGACGCACUUACAAGGACGCCAUGGAAAAGGAGAGGCGCUUUGCGAUAUUCAAGAGCAAUGUGGAGUACGUCGAGUCCUCCAACAGUGCGUUGGGCAAAGAUUACAAAUUAAAAAUCAACGAGUUUGCAGAUUUGACCAACGAAGAGUUCAGAGCUUUUCGUAAUGGCUUUAGACGGCCAAAGACCAAAAUAGGGUCCACAAAAGAUGGUACUUCUUUCAGGUACGCGAAUUUCACCAAUGUGCCAUCUUCCAUUGAUUGGAGAAAUAAGGGAGCGGUCACCCCGGUUAAAGACCAAGGCCGUUGUGGUAGUUGUUGGGCAUUUUCAGCUGUUGCGGCGGUGGAGGGGCUUAUUAAGAUCACUACGGGUAAUUUGAUUUCGCUGUCGGAGCAAGAACUUGUGGAUUGCGAUGUGGACAGAGAUGACCACGGUUGCGACAAUGGUUGGAUGGACGGUGCUUUUGAGUUCAUCCAAAAAAACAAUGGGCUCGUAACCGAAGCCAAAUACCCUUAUAAUGGUUCGAAAGGCGCUUGCAAAGCCAAGGCUUCCCUUGGUCAUACCAUCAAAAUCGGUGGUUAUGAGGACGUGCCUGUGAAUGACGAGGACGCCCUUCUGAAAGCGGUCGCAAACCAACCGGUGUCGGUUGCGGUCGAUAUCAACCAAAACCUCCAGUUCUACUCCAGUGGUGUGUUCACCGGCAAAUGCAAGACUGACCAUGAUCAUGCCGUGACGAUCGUCGGGUAUGGGAAGAGCGCUAACGGGAUGAAGUAUUGGUUGGCGAAGAACUCGUGGGGCACGGGAUGGGGCGAGGAGGGAUACGUGAGGAUCCAGAGAGAGGUCCACGCUAAGGAAGGACUUUGCGGGAUCGCCACGCUAGCUUCCUAUCCCGUUGCAUGAAGUAUUAAUAUAAGUCCAAUAGAUGUAUUGUAUCAAGAUCAAUCCUUGUUGAUUGACUUGAAAUUAUAAUGUCAUUACAAUAAGUCAAUAACUAUAUUUCAUUA